AGAGGCGCUUUCGGCUUCCAAGGGGGAAGUGCUGGGCUAUAAUUAAUGUUUUUAUUAAAUUUGGAGGGAAGUUUUUGCAGCCUUUCGCCUAGCGUGGCCUUCAGGUUGAUAGAAGUCCAGAUCCUGAGGAAAUCUCCAGCUAAAUGCUCAAAAUAUAAAAUACUGAGCUGAGAUUUGCGAAGAGCAGCAGCAUGGAUGGAUUUUAUGACCAGCAAGUGCCUUACAUGGUCACCAAUAGUCAGCGUGGGAGAAAUUGUAACGAGAAACCAACAAAUGUCAGGAAAAGAAAAUUCAUUAACAGAGAUCUGGCUCAUGAUUCAGAAGAACUCUUUCAAGAUCUAAGUCAAUUACAGGAAACAUGGCUUGCAGAAGCUCAGGUACCUGACAAUGAUGAGCAGUUUGUACCAGACUAUCAGGCUGAAAGUUUGGCUUUUCAUGGCCUACCACUGAAAAUCAAGAAAGAACCCCACAGUCCAUGUUCAGAAAUCGGCUCUGCCUGCAGUCAAGAACAGCCCUUUAAAUUCAGCUAUGGAGAAAAGUGCCUGUACAAUGUCAGUGCCUAUGAUCAGAAGCCACAAGUGGGAAUGAGGCCCUCCAACCCCCCCACACCAUCCAGCACGCCAGUGUCCCCACUGCAUCAUGCAUCUCCAAACUCAACUCAUACACCGAAACCUGACCGGGCCUUCCCAGCUCACCUCCCUCCAUCGCAGUCCAUACCAGAUAGCAGCUACCCCAUGGACCACAGAUUUCGCCGCCAGCUUUCUGAACCCUGUAACUCCUUUCCUCCUUUGCCGACGAUGCCAAGGGAAGGACGUCCUAUGUACCAACGCCAGAUGUCUGAGCCAAACAUCCCCUUCCCACCACAAGGCUUUAAGCAGGAGUACCACGACCCAGUGUAUGAACACAACACCAUGGUUGGCAGUGCGGCCAGCCAAAGCUUUCCCCCUCCUCUGAUGAUUAAACAGGAACCCAGAGAUUUUGCAUAUGACUCAGGCUGUAUGUUUGAAAAGGGCCCCAGGCAGUUUUAUGAUGACACCUGUGUUGUCCCGGAAAAAUUCGAUGGAGACAUCAAACAAGAGCCAGGAAUGUAUCGGGAAGGACCCACAUACCAACGGCGAGGAUCACUUCAGCUCUGGCAGUUUUUGGUAGCUCUUCUGGAUGACCCUUCAAAUUCUCAUUUUAUUGCCUGGACUGGUCGAGGCAUGGAAUUUAAACUGAUUGAGCCUGAAGAGGUGGCCCGACGUUGGGGCAUUCAGAAAAACAGGCCAGCUAUGAACUAUGAUAAACUUAGCCGUUCACUCCGCUAUUACUAUGAGAAAGGAAUUAUGCAAAAGGUGGCUGGAGAGAGAUAUGUCUACAAGUUUGUGUGUGAUCCAGAAGCCCUUUUCUCCAUGGCCUUUCCAGAUAAUCAGCGUCCACUGCUGAAGACAGACAUGGAACGUCACAUCAACGAGGAGGACACAGUGCCUCUUUCUCACUUUGAUGAGAGCAUGGCCUACAUGCCGGAAGGGGGCUGCUGCAACCCCCACCCCUACAACGAAGGCUACGUGUAUUAACACAAGUGACAGUCAAGCAGGGCGUUUUUGCGCUUUUCCUUUCUUCUGCAAGAUACAGAGAAUUGCUGAAUCUUUGUUUUAUUUCUGUUGUUUGUAUUUUAUUUUUAAAUAAUAAUACACAAAAAGGGGCUUUUCCUGUUGCAUUAUUCUAUGGUCUGCCAUGGACUGUGCACUUUAUUUGAGGGUGGGCGGGAGUAAUCUAAACAUUUAUUCUGUGUAACAGGAAGCUAAUGGGUGAAUGGGCAGAGGGAUUUGGGGAUUACUUUUUACUUAGGCUUGGGAUGGGGUCCUACAAGUUUUGAGUAUGAUGAAACUAUAUCAUGUCUAUUUGAUUUCAUAACAACAUAAGAUAAUGUUUAUUUUAUCUGGGUAUCUAUGGUACAGUUAAUUUCACGUUGUGUAAAUAUCCACUUGGAGACUAUUUGCCUUGGGCAUUUCCCCCUGUCAUUUAUGAGUCUCUGCAGGUGUACAAAAAACCCCAAUCUACUGUAAAUGGCAGUUUAAUUGUUAGAAAUGACUGUUUUUGCACCACUUGUAAAAAGGUAUUUAGCGAUUGCAUUUGCUGUUUGUUGUUUUAUUUUGCUUUAUAUAUGACUUGCAGAGGAUAACCAUAAAAUGGGUGAUUCUCUCUGAAGUUGAAUAAUCACCAUGACUGUAAAUGAGGGGCACAAUUUUGGACUCUGGCUCCAAACUGAGUCAUAGGCCAGUAGCAUUACGUGUAUCUGGUGCCACCUUGCUGUUUAGAUACAAACCAUACUAUCUUUUAAAUAUUUUGAAGCCCAUUUCAGUUAAAUAAUGACAUGUCAUGGUCCUUUGGAAUCUUCAUUUAAAUGUUAAAUCUGGAAUCAAAAUGAAGCAAAAAAAUCUGUCUCCUUUUCACUUUCUUCAGUACAUAAAUACAUUAUUUAAUCAAUAAGAAUUAACUGUACUAAAUCAUGUAUUAUGCUGUUCUAGUUACAGCAAACACUCUUUAAGAAAAUUAUCCAAUACACUAAAUAGGUACUAUAGUAAUUUUUAGACAUGGUACCCAUUGAUAUGCAUUUAAACCUUUUACUGCUGUGUUAUGUUGAUAACAUAUAUAAAUAUUAGAUAAUGCUAAUGCUUCUGCUGCUGUCUUUUCUGUAAUAUUCUCUUUCAUGCUGAAUUUACUAUGACCAUUUAUAAGCAGUGCAGUUAACUACAGAUAGCAUUUCAGGACAAAAUAGAUGACUCAAACCAUUUAUUGCUUAAAAAAUAGCUUACGCCAUGCUAUGCUAUAAGCAGCUUUUAUGCACAUUGACAAAUGAAGAGUAAGCUUCAGCUUGCUAAAGGAAACUGUGGAACCUUUUGUAACUUUUGGUGAUAUGGAAAAUUAUUUACAAACCGUCAAAGAAUAUGAGGAAGUUGCUGUAUGACAUAGUGCUGGCACUGAUAUUAUCCAUCAUCUCUUUUUGGACACUUCCGUAAAUGUGAUUGGAUUGUUUGAAAGAAGAUUUAAAGUUUCAAAGUUUUUUGUUUUGUUUUUGCUUUGCAUUUGGAGAAAAUAUUGAAAGCAGGGUAUGUUGUUUCAUUCACCUGGAAAAAACCAUGAGUAAAUGGAGAUAUAGAAUCUCUGAAUAGCUCGCUAAAAGAUUCAAGCAAGGGACAUGAAUUUUGUUCCAUCUAUCAAUAAUAUCCAGAAGAACAACUUUUUUAAAGAGUCUAUAGCAAAAAGCAAAAAAAAAAAAAAAAAAAAAAAUCUAAACACAAAGUCAAAAUAAACCUAUUGUAAAAGCAUUUCGUGAUGAGCAUGAAAAAGAUUGUUUAAAGAUGAUCCCCCCAGCUACCCAUUUUCCAAAACUACACAGAUCACAGCUCAUUUCUCUAAGUGGAGCAGUUAUCAAGAAACCCAAACACCAAAAUUGCUACUCUUCACAUUUAAUCCUACAAAAAAUACUCCAAUUUCAAAAUAUGUAUGUAACCUGCGAUUUCAAUGAUUGUUGUUCAUAUACAUCAUGUAUUAUUUUGGCCCAUUAUGGGCCUAAAAAAGAAAACUAUGCCUUAAAAAUCAGAACCUUUUCUCCCCACUAUGCUUAUGUGGCCAUCUACAGCACUUAGAAUAAAAACAGAUGUUAAAAUAUUCAGUGAAAGUUUUAUUGGAAAAAGGAAUUGAGAUAUAUAAUUGAGAUUUGGUGAAAUUGAAGGAGAAAAUUUAAGUGAGUCUUUAAAAUAUAUUCUGAAUGAAAACUGUAUUGAGGAUUCAUUUUUGUUCCUUUUUUUUCUUUUUCUCUUUUCUCCUUUUUCUUUUUAAUAGUCUAGUUUUAGUCAGUCAGUGAGGGAGAAUUGGGCUCUGCUAACGUUAUCACAAGAGAACAAUGGCAGAAAUGGUAUUAGUUAUAUAAUAUUUAAGGACAAACUAAAUGUUUUGCUAUUUUAACGUAGUGACUCACUGAACUAAAUACAUAAUUGACCAACAUUAAGUGUAUUUCCAAUACAGAAGGGUUGAAAAUAUUACAUUAUAAACUCUUUUGAAAAAUGUAUCUAAAAUUUUUUAAGUUCUGUUUUGAUUCCACUUUUUGGUUGAGUUUUUAUGUUUUUAUUUUCAGGUAGAUUAAUAAAUCUGGCAGCUGAUUUCUGCAAGA
Molecule: messenger RNA, 4156 nt
Organism: Pan troglodytes (chimpanzee)
Lineage: Eukaryota; Metazoa; Chordata; Mammalia; Primates; Hominidae
Gene: ETV1
Product: ETS variant transcription factor 1
Exons: 12
Coding region: 192-1556 (454 amino acids)
Biological process (GO): regulation of transcription by RNA polymerase II; cell differentiation
Cellular component (GO): nucleus
Molecular function (GO): DNA-binding transcription factor activity, RNA polymerase II-specific; sequence-specific DNA binding
Source: RefSeq, a predicted model, not a curated record